AUGGGACAUAUGGAUGCUUUUUUACAGAGGGAAGAUGUGAAUAAUGAGGUAAUUGAGAAUAUAGAAAUUGAUUCUGGUGGAGGGGAUAGAGAUGAUGAUUUGUUGAUGAGUUUGAAUGUGGAUGUAGGAGGUGCUAAAAAGACUAUUGAGAAUGAUGGGGAAUUGAUUUUAGAAAAUAGGAAUGUGUCUCCUAUUGUUAAUGACUCAGUAAUUGCUCUGAGUAAGGAGGAGGAGAAUACAAUGGAAAGGGACGUUUCAAAGGAGAAGGUGAAUGAAGGGGAAGUUCCUGUUUGUGAUAUUAGUAAGCAAUUUCCUCCAUUUGUUAAUUCUUUUUUUUGGGUGAAUAAUGAAUAUUGUGCUCGUAGCAAAUGCUCCUUUUCUUUAGGUGAUGAAAAUGGUUUGGUGAGAAAUAAAGAACCUCCUGAUAAGGGGUUCUGUUCUGAUCAGGAGAGUUCCAUGAAAUGGGAAAAUCUCUCAAAUAAUAUGGAAGGCAUUAAAGAGCCUCUGGUUGAUCAAGAGGUUGCUAACUUUAUUAAUUCCAGUCCUAGGCAGACGCCUAGAGAACCUAAGAUGGAAUCUUCUAAAAUUAGAGGAUUUGCAUCUAGUGUGGGUUUAUCUUCUUUUGUGGUUAAAUCUCUUGCUGAGAAGAAUUUAUAG
Messenger RNA from Ilex paraguariensis (yerba mate), 657 nucleotides. NCBI's taxonomy places the organism in Eukaryota, Viridiplantae, Streptophyta, Magnoliopsida, Aquifoliales, Aquifoliaceae. The record is from the annotation of a GenBank genome assembly.